Molecule: messenger RNA, 4698 nt
Organism: Scatophagus argus
Lineage: Eukaryota; Metazoa; Chordata; Actinopteri; Scatophagidae
Gene: lmna
Product: lamin A
Exons: 14
Coding region: 444-2390 (648 amino acids)
Source: RefSeq, a predicted model, not a curated record
GGCCGCCAGGUGGCGCAUGUAGGCUGCAUUGUAAUUAGCGGAGAUUGGCAGCCUAAUCAACUGUGUUGAUUUGCAGGUGGCUGUCGGCUGCUGGCCGGGCUCGCAGGAGUUCUGCUUCAUCGAUUUGCCCUGAGAAAACCCCGGCCCAGUGGAUAAUAUCAUGAUUAACUGGACUGUGGACAUUUUUGAAAGGUCAACUGUGACCGUGGAAAGAAGGGACACGUGUUAAACGACUGCGGAAAAGCUUCAUUCCUUCCCAGAGAGAGAGAGACGCAGAAGGUACAUGUGCAGCAGAGAAGAAGAGAGCAGUUCAGGGCACGAGCCAACGGCGCACACACCCACCACUACAGAACGAGACUGCAUUAUUCAACGGAUCCUCUUCUCUACACUCGUCUGGGCCAGUGACUCACCCCCUCCACACCUCUUCCUGAGCCAUUAUUACCAUGGAAACCCCGAGCCAGAAACGCAUCAGCCGCGGUGCCGCCGCCGUCUCCCCGGCCCGCAUCACCAGGCUCCAGGAGAAGGAGGACCUCUGCAACCUCAAUGACCGGCUGGCUGUGUACAUCGACAAGGUGCGCUCGCUGGAGGCGGAGAAUGCCGGGCUUCGACUGCGCAUCACCGAGUCCGAGUCCUCCGUCAGCCGCGAUUUGUCGGGCAUGAAGGCGGCCUACGAGGCGGAGCUGGCCGACGCCCGCAAGACCCUGGACCAGGUGGCCAAGGAGCGAGCGCGCCUGCAGCUGGAGCUGAGCAAGAUCAGGGAGGAGCACAAGGAGCUCAAAGCCAGGAACACUAAGAAGGAGUCUGACCUGGAGGCGGCUCUGGCUCGGCUCAGGGACCUGGAGGCCCUGCUGAACUCCAAAGACGCUUCCCUCUCCACUGCCCUGGGCGAGAAGCGAGGCCUGGAGGCUGAGGUGAAGGACCUCAAGGCCCAGCUGGCCAAGUUGGAUGUUAACUUGGCUGAUGCCAAGAGGCAGCUGCAGGAUGAGAUGCUGAGGAGAGUGGAUGCUGAGAACCGCCUGCAGACCCUGAAGGAGGAACUGGAGUUCCAGAAGAACAUCUUCAACGAGGAGUUGAGGGAGUCCAAGCGUCGGCAUGAGUCUCGCAUGGUGGAGAUCGACAGCGGGCGGCAGCUGGACUUUGAGAGCAAGCUGGCCGAGGCCCUGGCCGAGCUGAGAGCCCAACAGGAGGAUCAGUUCCGCCUGUACAAGGAGGAGGUCGAGAAGACCUACAACUCUAAGUUGGAGAACGCCCGUCAGUCAGCUGACAGGAACAGCCACUUGAUGGGAGCUGCCCACGAAGAGCUGCAGCAGACCCGCAUUCGACUGGAGAGCAUGUCGGGCCAGCUCAGCAUGCUGCAGAAACAGCUGUCAGCGAGCGAGGCCAAGGUGCGCGAGCUUGAGGAGACCCUGGCGAGGGAGAGGGACCUGAUGCGGCGGCGGCUGGAGGAUAAAGAGCAGGAGAUGGCUGAGAUCCGAGCUCGGAUGCUGCAGCAGCUGGAGGAGUACCAGGAGCUGCUGGACAUCAAACUGGCCCUGGACAUGGAGAUUAAUGCUUACAGGAAGCUGCUGGAGGGAGAGGAGGAGAGGCUGCGUCUGUCACCCAGCCCUCCGCCCACCAAGGUCACAGUGACACGGACCUCCGCCUCAGGCCACGGCCACACCAGCCGCCUGCUCCAGUCCGCCGCCACCGCCUCCAGCAGCCGCAACUCGUCCGGCACGGGCAUCACCAAGAAGCGCCGCCUCAAUGACAAUGACAGCGAGACCUCCAGCAUGGCGGGGGGCUCCGUGACCAAGACUCGCAUUAGUCAGCACGCCUCAGCCAGCGGGCGCAUCACGGUGGACGAGGUUGACCUGGAGGGCAAGUUCGUCCGUCUCAGCAACAAGGCCGACGAGGACCAAUCUCUGGGCAACUGGCAGGUGAAGAGACAAGUAGGCAGUGGCACCCCCAUCACCUACAAGUUUCCCCACAAGUUCACUCUGAAGGCUGGUGGAACAGUCACUAUCUGGGCUGCCUCUGGCAAUGCAACCCACAACCCCCCCACUGACCUGGUGUGGAAGAACCAGAACUCCUGGGGCACCGGCGACCUCCUGCAGACCACCCUCAUCAGCGCCAACGGAGAGGAAAUGGCCAUGAGGAAAGUGACGCGCACCCUCUUCCAUGAUGAUGAAGAUGAUGACAUGGGAGCUCACAGCACGAGCGGCGCAGACAACGAGUACAACCUGAGGAGCCGCACGGUGAUCUGCGACUCCUGCGGGCAGACGUCGGACCGCGGCACAGGUGUGUGCAGCAGCGGGGGUCUACCUGAAGGCCUCGUGGGACAUUCCUUUUUCAUGGGCACCAACGAACCCAGACAGGGCCGCGUCAAGCCGGAGAACUGCUCCAUCAUGUAGAACCCAGACUGCGCCUCAGCCCCUGUAGCCCACAGAGGAGAAACACUUUCUGAUGCUGGGAUGUUUGACUUUAUAUUUUUUUUUUUUAUAUGCCCUCGUCUUAUUUUGUAUUCUGAUUAAUUUGCAGGUUAAAAUUUGCUCUGAGGUUUUUGGCAGAGAUCACAGGAUUCUUAUAGUCAGCAUCUGAGUUUGAAUUUUUUGUCUGUUUUUUUUUUAUAUUCAAGUUAUGUUACUGCAUGUGUGCUGUGCUAAUGCUUGUACUGUAUCCUGCUCUUCUUGCACAUUCAUUCACACACACACACACACACACACACACACACACAGCUCCUUUGACCAGUGCUUGUGCUUCGAUCCGGGGUUUCACAUUUAAUGGCCAGGCUGUCAACACUGAACACGCACACUUAGUGAACCCUGUCAGCAGUCGGUCUCUGCAGCCCGUACAGACGGCAGGAGGACGAACCCGCGGGGUUCGCUUGUCACGUUUGUCGCCCAUCGAGUAGAUCAAAAUCUUUACUGAAGACGUUAACCGUGAUGUUUACAACUCAGAUUUAUACUCCUCGUAUUUGUAAAGUAUUGUGCUAUCUUUAUAUAGGCUGCAGAGGAAAUUAGAGUAAAUAUAAAAUAGAUAGACGUUAAGUGUUUUUUGUGAACUAUUGGAAAAGAAAAAAAAAUAGCCAAAAGUACUAAUAAGCUCAGGGUGUUCAGCAGGUUCUUUGGCUUUAGACAAACAUGUCGCAGCACAUUUUCUACAGUUUGUGGAUAUUACGUUGGGCAGCUGCGGUGCACACAGAGAAAAUAAUUAUUUGAGAUGAAUAUAUACAUAUAUUUUCAUUUUUCUGCAAUCGACAGCUCGACCCUGGAGAAACGUAUUUGGUUAUGUUUUUGAACUUGUGUUGGAAUGAGGAAUUAUUGUGUGCUGAUACCCAGUUAAUCAGGUGUAUUUCAGUUUGACCUGCAUUUGGAUGUGUUUUUUUGUUUUGAAAAAAAGAAAGAAAUUCUGAAGUUUUGUUAUUAUGACAUGAAAAUGCGGUCUUUUUUUGUUUUUGUUUAUUUACCUGCGGAAAUAUCAGGAAUAGGUACUACGUUUAGGGUCUUUAUGGACAUAUUUAGUGUCACAUAUACAGUAUAUAUUUAUAGGAAUUUUCAGCUUUUUCACUCAAAUGAACACUAUGACUCUUCUAACAGAGAGAUGUUGCUGCUGUUGACAGGGUGCAGCAGUAGUUUUUGGAAGCAUUUUAACAAGCAUUUUUUUACAGAUACAAAUGUGCUUUUAGUGGACAUAAACAAUGGUGAACAGUUGCUGUUCUUUGCACACCUGCCUCGUAUCGCAGUCUUGUGACUGUCAGCUGUCCUUUGUGUUGCUCCUGAGAACUGGUCAUAAGGGCUCCCCCAACCCCUGACUUUUCCUCUAAGCUUAGUGGCUUUGAAUCCCCGGCGUGGUUUUGGAGUCUGAGUAGGAUCGUGGGGUUUUGUAUACUUAGUGACUUGUGGCUUCAUGCGCUGCUUUUAUUGAGGGCUUUGCCAAAUAUGCACAGCAGGUAGAUUUUUACUGUAGUCUGGCAGCUUAACUCAGUUAUUCUCCACUCAAAAAAUAUAUCAAAGCAUUUAUGGAUAAUACUUGAUAGCUUUGUUUUUCUGUUAUACUUAAUAGAUGCUAUUUGUAUUCUUCUUUUUUUGCCUUAAGCAGCUUGUCUGAUUUUGACACUAUGAUUCCCGAAGUGCCUGAAAUAAAAGACUAUGACAAUCAUUAAAGACAUGGCCAGCUCCAAAGAUGUUUAGUAUUUGGCCUCUAUGAUUCAGAUUCACAACGCCUGGCAUUUAUCUCAUAUGCACCUUAAAUUUAUGAGACACAGUUACUGUAUGUAAUUACAUAGUUUAUGCAAAUGUUAACCAAAUCAACCCCGAGUGCGGAUCAGUUUUAGGGUGUGGUCAGGCUAUUCGGAGGCCUGUCUGUCUUGAUUGUAAACCAGAAAGAAACUUCUUCCUGUACAACACUUCCUCUUGUUUCCAGGGUUUUGUUCAGCGUUUGUGUGCAGUGUUAGUUCAAGUUAAUGAAGAACCAAGAUGAUAGAAAAUCAGGUUCAAACCACACACGUGCUCUAUGUGACAAAACUUCCCUGAAAGUCUUGAAACAGAGUCCUCGUGGAUCAUUUGAAUUAAAAUGUUAUACAAAGGGAUUUCUUAUUGUAAGCCUUUCAUGCCAAAGUUGUAAUUUGCUUGGGAUUUGUGUUAUUUCUGUCAAAACGAUGCUGUUAUUGUAACGUUAUGGACGGAUCAUUUGAUAAAAUGAUUUUUUUCUUUUCUAAAA